This is a messenger RNA of Drosophila gunungcola (fruit fly), 4376 nucleotides long. RefSeq lists its product as uncharacterized. The record is from RefSeq and is a predicted model, not a curated record. Lineage: Eukaryota; Metazoa; Arthropoda; Insecta; Diptera; Drosophilidae. The coding region runs from base 902 to 2617 and encodes 571 amino acids. The transcript is spliced from 6 exons.
UUCAACGCGCGCGGUUUGCGUCGCUCUUCGUUUGCGAAUUUGCGAUUUACGAUUGCUGCUGCCGCGAUUUGUUUGAUUGUUGAUUUAAAAGUCGUCGCAAAUUUUGGGUCCGACUAUUGAAGGAGUUUUUAAGUGUUAAAAGGACAACAAAACGGAGAAAAAUAAAAAACUGCUGUUUCACAUGCUCCUCAUCGCGCUCUCUUUCGCGCGCUCGUUUGUGUUUGUGUGAAGUAUAAAUAUUUUUUUUAUCUCACUGAUCAAUCGAAUUAAACAAAAAAAAAAUUUUUCAGAAGAGAAUUCAAGUGCCGUUUUUUUCGUUGUAUACCAAAAUUAUUUAAUUUUUUUCGAGUGGAAAUGUGCUGUUUUUAGUUUUUGGAAAAUACAACAACAACAAAAAAAGAAGAGGCAAAUAAGGAAAGAGUAAAAAGAAAUAACAAGUUGAAAGAAAUUCAAAAAACCGGAUUCCCAACAACAACCACACAACAGGCAAAGAAGCAGCAUCAAAAGAGAAGAGGAAGAAGAAGAAGCAGCAUUAAAUUUGUUGUCGCGCACACACGCACUGGAAAGCCAGGAGAGUAGAGGAUCAUCAUUCUAGGCAGCUGCUUCUCUCGCUCUCUGGAAAAGUGCAAACAAGGAGAAGAUCGUCGUUAGUGUGGAAGAAUCGACAAUAUAAUCGACGUCAUAUCAAGCAGCAACAUCAGCAUUAACGGCAACGGACCUCGCUAAUUGCAAAAACAGCAGCAACAUCAGCAACAGCAGCAGCAGCAACUUCAGACGGUCAGCUGCCCCAGAAAAUUCACCGCCUUCGUGGCAAGCGACGUCCAUCAGCGCCUCUGGCUGAAAAAGUAGGAAAGUUCCAACCAAAAGAAGGAAAUCAGCAGACCACCACACCGCAGCUAUCAUGGCCCACUCCAAGGUGAUCCUGAAGGUACUGUUCUCACUGUGCGUCUGGUCCUUCGUCAUCAUCGGACUGUUCAAAAUGCACGGCACCAACCUGGUGCCGCAGGAGUACCAGCAGGUGCCGCUCAACGGGCGCAUCCUGCUGCAGAAGGACAUGCGCUACGCGGAGACCACCUCCACGACGACGGACCACUUCGAUCCCAGCGAAAUUCUAGUGGACAAUCGUACAGCCAUGGACGAUGACCAGCUGGUCCGCGACGUGGAGUCCCGCAUCCCCUCGCUGCCGAUCGCCUACUGGAGCAAGAACAAGAACUUUCUGCAGCAGAAGUCCUCCACGUGCGCCAAGUACCCCUCCAUUUUCGAGCUGGAGUUCAACAACAUAUACUGGCAGACGCUGCGCACCUCGAACGGAACGUUCCAGCUAUUCGGCGCGUACUACGACAUUCGGCGCACCUCGCUGCUUGGUCCUACGGUCCGGAUCCUCGGGAUGAUCGACCGCAUCGAGCCGAAGGUGAAGACCUUCUGCCAGUUCUGGUUCGACGGCCAGAAGGAGCCGUUCAUCGUGAAGACGUUCGAGUACAAGUACAUCUGGUACAACAAGUGGGGCAACUACAAGCAGGGCAUCUACCAGCCGUACCUGAUCGCCUGCCAAAUCCCCAAGCCCUUCCACGGCGUGGUGCCCAGCUCGGUGUCGAUGGUCGAGAAGGAGUGCGACACGGCCACCAACAACCUGCGCGUCAUCUACAACCGACCGCCCGACGACCAGAAGAAGGGCUUCGCCGUCUGCGUCAAGGGACUGGACUUCCUCUACGACGACCUGAGUGUGCGCCUCAUCGAGUGGAUCGAGAUGCUCAACAUCCUGGGCGCCGACAAGAUAUACUUCUACAAUCUGCAGGUGCAUCCCAACAUCACGAAGGUGCUGAACCACUACGAGCAGGAGGGCAAGGUGCAGGUGAUUCCUCUGACACUGCCCGGGGGGCAGCCGAAUGUGCCCGGAUUCCAGCACCUCUACCUCACCAAGAAGACGAACCACAAGCGGCAGAACGAGGUGAUCCCGUACAACGACUGCCUGUACAAGAACCUCUACCUGUACGACUACAUCGCCCUGCUCGACAUCGACGAGGUGAUCAUGCCCAAGGGCGGGGCGGUCCUCUGGUCCGAGCUGAUGGACAAGGUGCGGCCGGAGUCGCGCAAGAUCAAGCCGGACGGCUUCCACAGCUACAACUUUCGCAACGUGUACUUCCUGGACGACCAGCAGCACGAGCACGGCUGGCACAAGGAUAUCCCCAAGUACAUGCACAUGCUGCAGCAUGUGCACCGCGCCAAGAACUACACCAAACCCAAUCAGUAUGUGAAGUGCUUCCACGAUCCGGAGCGUGUGCUCACCUUGCACAAUCAUUUCCCGCUCAGUUGCCUGGGCGGCGUGUGCAAGUCCUAUCCGGUGGACACGCAGGAUGCCCAGCUCCAGCACUACCGCGCCGACUGCGUGAAGACGCUGAAGAAGAGCUGCGAGGAGUACCGCGAGCACUCGGUGGAGGACAAGACCAUUUGGAAGUACAAGGACGAGCUGAUCCGACGCACCAUCAAGGCGCUGGACACGCUGGGCUUCUUCCGCCGCCAGGGCCUCAAUGCGGCGGCCUCCUCCUCCUCGGGUUCGGGCAGUAGCUCCAGCGGACUGGGCAACGGUGGCGCCACCACCCACUCGACGGAGCGGUGAUUCGCACUGCUCGGCGGGGGCAUUGGCGGCAUUGGCGGAUGGUACUGGCCCUGGCAAUUGGUUGAAGCAUCCGGCAACAGCCUCGGCAACGAGGAGUUCUUUGUGUGAGGCACUCGCACUCCAAUUCCCAAUCGAAACCCGAAAGCCCGUCCUCUGACCCCUGAGUUUAUGCUGCGCAGAAGAGAGAGUUUAGAGUUUAGUUAGUAGGUCCAGAGUUCCCAUCCAAAAUCCAUACAAAAAGAAACCCUGUUUUCGAUUCGAUUUCAAUGGAAUUAAAGUUUUGUAAGGGAUUAUAUUCAUUAAAUUUGUUAAAACCCACUGCUUUAAUACCUUUUGGGUUUGUGAAAUGAUUGAAUUAAAGUGUUUGGACCUAACGAUUUAGGUUAUACAAUUUUUAUAUCCCUUUUGGAUUACGAAAUGAUUAAUCUUUUAAGUUUUACAUUAAUCUUUUAGGCUUUAAAUUUGUAAUAUUCCAAUGUUUUUAUACCUUUUGAAUUUUGAAAUGCUAGAUUUUUUUAAGUGGUAGAUAUUCCCCAACUUUAAAUGAAAGUUUUUUAGCCUAAACACUUUUUUACGAUUUGUAACAUACCUUUUAGAUUUUAAAAUGAGACAAUUAUUUUUUUUUUAGUUUACCCCGUCUAAUUCCAUCGAAAUCGAAUAGUUCAUCGGGGUUUAAUUGAGUAUGGCUAGUGUAUAGAAGAGGCGUUAGUUAGUUUGCGGAGUUGGGAAAGAACACUUUUGAAAUUGUGCCUUCGAACCUGGAUUGUAGUGAGACCCGUCCCCCCUCCCUCCUGCCCUCCAAUUAUGUAUUUCCAUUCAAAAGCAAAGACAAAAAAAGCAACAAAAAAGACACAAAAAAGACACAAGGUCACAACUUAAAAAAAAAAAAGAGACCCACAAAACUUAUUUACCCUGAGUUAACAGCUGAAGAAGACACGAGCGCAGAAGUCGAGGGAAAAAUCAUAGGAAAGUGAAGGAAAAUGAAAAGGAAACCUAAACUAAGUUCAAGACUGAUGAUGUUUAUUAAGAAUUAUAAAAUCGAAAGAGGGGAUUUUCAAGCGGAUUUUUGUUUUCACAUUCGGUUAGAAUCGAUAUUAAUGUUGUUGUAAAGGCAUGUAACAUGGCCCCCUUAAAAUCGCAAGCGAAAAAUAUCACUAAUGCUAAGCAAAACAAAACAAAAAAAAAACUAAACAAAAACUUAAACUUAAAACUAAAAACUAAAAACAAAGCAAAUUGACAAAGUUUGAGUUGUAAACUGUAAAUAGGAAAAUUGUUAACGACGAAGAAGAAGAAGACGAGGCCCUAAUAAUAAAGCUAACUAUAUGCAGACUAGGCCGAUUUAAAUCGGAUAAACUAGCAGGAAAUGAAAAGGAAUAGGCGAGAAUUAAGAGAAGCUGCUCAAUUCAAUCUUUUAUUUUGGUUUCCAACCAAGCAAUACCCGAUAUCCUUGUGUUUUCUUAACUUGUACAUACACAUACACCAAUACGAAACUCUCUCACACACACACACAUACAUACACACACACAUACACACACACACACACACACACACACACGGAAAUACACCACGCACAUUUCCUUAGGUAUUUUAUUUUAUUCUAUUUUAUUUUAUUUCGCAUUAUUUGAAUUUUUGAUAGCAGCUUAGUCAAAUUGUUGUUGGAGUUAAGGAGAGUCGUGUACAGUUCGGGAAACUAUGCACCCACUUAAACUAUUCGAUAGUUGUUCGACUAUACUUAAACACAAAUACAUAUACAUAUACA